Molecule: messenger RNA, 6152 nt
Organism: Diabrotica virgifera virgifera (western corn rootworm)
Lineage: Eukaryota; Metazoa; Arthropoda; Insecta; Coleoptera; Chrysomelidae
Product: zinc finger and SCAN domain-containing protein 31-like
Exons: 5
Coding region: 220-1566 (448 amino acids)
Biological process (GO): regulation of transcription by RNA polymerase II
Cellular component (GO): nucleus
Molecular function (GO): zinc ion binding; DNA-binding transcription factor activity; RNA polymerase II cis-regulatory region sequence-specific DNA binding
Source: RefSeq, a predicted model, not a curated record
UUAAUAAACCGUUUUUAUCUUUAUAAAUAUAAAUACGUACAUCUUUUUAACUCUCCUACAAGAAAAGAAUUUCAUGUUCAUGGUUAUUAAUCACAUUUGUCAUUAAAUAAUUUUCCUACUCGUCGGACUUGUAGCUACUCCCAGAACAACUGCCAACGUGACAGGUGUAAUUAACCUCCAUGUUGAAAUUGUUUACCUUAUUUUGUAACAAUUUUAAACAUGAGUAUUAAAGUGGUUUUGAAAGAUUUUCCGAAAAUUUGCCGAUUAUGUUUAGCCCAUGGAGAGUUAAAACCCAUACAGGAAUUAAAACAAUUAGAAUUGUUUAGGUUACUUAUGGACAUUAAGGUAAAAGAGGAAGUUAAAAUGCCAGAUAAUGUGUGCCUGAAAUGUAUUGAACAAUUAGAGGAUAUAUAUAACUUUAUAGCGAAGUGUAAAAUAAAUGAGGAAGCCUUGAAAUUAGUGGUUUCAAAAGAAUUAGAAAAAAAGGAAAAUGUAGAACAAGAGGAUGUAGUGAGUGAUGGUUACGAUAACGAUGAUGUGAAAGAUGAAGACGAUUUCUACUUAAAGGAUGUUAAAGAAGAAAUUGUCGAAUUAGAACCAGAUAUACUUUUAGAGAUAAACAAAGAAGUUUCUUUGCUGUGUGAGAACUGCAGUGAGAACUUUAAUUCUGUGGCAGCUUUAAAUGAACAUUACAAAGAGUUUCCUAAUUGUAAUCCAAAGGAUUCAAAGAAAAAGGAAGUUUGUAAUAUUGUUGAGUAUUUAAAAAAACCGAAAACAAGAAGGGGGAAAAAGAAAAUAAAAGAAGAAAGUGAUGGAGAGGUGGAGAUUGUUAAAGGAAGGGUACUGAAAGGAAAGCGUAGGUUUUUAUGUAACUACUGCGGAAAGAAUUACACAAGAAAAAAUGGGUUAGAAAGGCAUAUUUUAAGUCAUUCAGGAAUAAAACCUUUUGAAUGCAAGGAAUGUGGCAAAUGUUAUAUAACAAAGGAUACAUUAAAGACACAUCUUUUAACCCAUACAGGUAUCAAAGCACAUAAGUGUACGGUCUGUCAAAAAUCGUUUACACAAUCAAGUCACUUAAGUUAUCAUAUGAGGAGGCAUAAAGGUGAAAAGCCACACACAUGUACUUUUUGUGGAAAAGCAUUUUUGUCUAGCUAUCAUCUGGAAAGGCACAAACUAAUGCACACAGGAGUCAAACCCUAUGAAUGCAGUUUAUGUGGUAAGCAGUUUGUUCGCAGCACCACUCUCAGAGACCAUAUGUUAAUUCACAGUGGAGAAAAACCAUUUCAAUGCCAACACUGCGGCAAACAGUUCAACAGGAAACAGUCUCUUACCAACCACGUUCUGGUUCACACCGGAGGGAAAAACAGCAAUAGCAGUAGUGCAAAUCUAGUAUCCGUAGGUGUAAAUAUGAGCUCUAGUGAGAAUAAUUUUAAAUAUGUAAAUGUAGCCAAUGACUUUCCAGUAAAUAUGUUGGGGGGAGAUAUGCAGAACUUUUUAACCACUUCUGAACUUAGUAAGGAAACUGGCGGUAUAGAGAACUCUUUGAGUUUGCAUACCACACAUUGACACAUAUAAUUUGCACCAUGUUUUUACUAAGACGCAGUAAAACUAAAAUUUGUACAAUAGGGAACUUGCACAUUUUUUUUAUUAUAUAAUAAUGUUCAGUUUUGUAUAAAAACGAGAUUUCCAAAAUUUCACGCUUCAAAAACGCAUAAUAACAGAAGUACAAAUUUAAAGUCUUCUGUAUUUUAAAAUAGUUCAAACGACCCGUGACGUCACAUAGUUUAACUAUAUGGUUCCGUUUAUGGUUAUAUUGAGGUAUAUUCUUCUUCUUCUUUAGUUUAUUGGCCUCUACCUACUUGGGUAUUUGGCCAGCUUGUCGUCGCAAAAUAAAGGAAAAAUACAGGGUCUCCCGGAAAAUAGUGCGUUCCUUUAAGGUACGGGCUAAGUGCACCAUUUAGACCAAAAAAGAGUGAUAAAAUUUUUUUGUACAGUCAACGUUUUCAAAAAAAUAAUUUAUUCAUUUUAAUGCAUUUGAUUAAUGUCCACAGAAAUGCAAAUACAGCCGGCAACGCUGCGUUUCUUCUUCUGUGUAAAAAUAAUUUUGCUGUAACUCAACUAUCAUGAAUCAUCGACCAUUAGGCAUAAUAUUAUGUAUUGAUAAAAUACUGAUAACAGUGAUAGAAAAACAGCAUAAUAUUUGUGUUUAUUAAAUAUCUAAUAAAUAAAAUUUGUAUAGUGUUUUAACUUACAUGAAACAUUUUUAUUACAAUCAGAAUCAAGCUACGUCUUCCAGAAGUAUCUACCUAUCGGUAGAACAUGUUACAACAAAUUUGAGUAUUACAUUUCUCCAUUCAAUCUUCUGGGAAGUUCAAUCAGAUUAUUACUAAUAAUCCCAGCCCAUACAUUAAUACUUUUGGCAUUAUUAAAGUAAAACACACACACACCAUUUCUCGUAAAACAAGCUUUAUUUGCACACAACUCUUUACACAUUUUGUUUUGAAACCAUCUACAAAUCCUUAAACUUAGAGGUAAAUCGCCUUGGUGUACCUAAAUCUUGCACUAAUUAUACGCUAUAGGUACGUAAUUAACAUGAUACUUGCGAUCGAAAUCAUGACAAUACCACAACAAUACGAUGUAUUCUCGGGUUACAGGUAAUUAUGAUAUGACUGUUUGUGUUUACAAUUUUAAAUAUCUUCGCUAUGUCACAAUAAAUAAAAAUGCCGGGUUGCUAAAUGUAAAUUUUAGUAAAAAAGACAUUAUUUUAUUUUUUUUGAGGCAACAGAUGACUUUAGAAAAAAAAAUUAUAAGAAAGUUUUCUUUUAAAUGGUGCAUUCUACCCACACCUUUAAGGAAUGCACUAUUUUCCGGGACACCCUGUAUUUAUAUUACAAUGACAUACGAUAAAUGUCAUUAUACAUUAUGGUAUAUAUGUCAAUAUAUACCAGUUUGUUGAGAUUGAAGUUUGAUAUAGCUAUUGAAGGAAAGGAAAGAAGGUUUACUGUGGAAAAUAAAACCAUUUUGUAAAAGUACAAAUUUUCUAUGAAUAGUUCAAACGAUCAAAAACACUUGUAACGUCACAUAACUGUAUUUUCUACUGAUGUCUAUAAUGUCUAAUUUAAAAUUAUAUACAAUUUUGUUUACUUUGUUGGUGCAGAAUGUAAACAUAUAACCGGAUGACGUCACGACGCGUUUUGGGCUUGUUGGUAUAAUUUGAAUUUUUAAUCGUCUUUAGGGGCCAAACGAAAGACAAACAAAACUUUUUUUUAUCUUUGAUACAUGUUUUAAAUUAUGUUCUCUUGUGAUUUAUAACAUUUUUUUCGAAUUUAAAAUUUUAUGCAAGUUUCCUAUUGGUCUUUGAUUGGCUCAUACUAAAGCAAUGUUAAUCAAAUCUAUAUAGUUCAUAUUACUUUUCAUAUUAGCUCGCAUGUACAGAGGCAAGACGGCAAAUGUUUUAAAGUACUGGUUUCAUUAUCUUGUAUAUUGUUUUGUUUUUUUUAGUUGUCAAUCAUCUAUUGUGUUCGUUAAAUGUCUAAAAAAAUCCGUGUUUUUGUGAAACUGGGUUUAAAUUACUCAAAAUACUCUAACAGUUUAUCCCAAACCCUUUUUCCAGUGCGUCAUUAAUUUUGACGUCAUAUAAGAUUUUAAGAAUGACGCGAAUCACUGCAUGACAUUUUAGUUAAAUCUGACAGUGGUCAGAAUAGGUAUUUAUAUUUAUAUUUAGGAAAGGCCCAAAGUAUGAGAUCUGGGGAAAUCGGAGAGAAGAGGAUAUGGGACUACUGAUGAGGAGGAAAAAAACCUCCGAAACCGCUAUAGACUCUUCCUGCACUCACCGAUUUAACCAGAGUAUUAUGCAGCUGCUGCAUUUUCGUGUUGCAAAGAAAUUGAAAAUGUUUAUACAUUUUAAUUCAUUUACUCUUUUGUUGAGUACUAAGGAAUCUUUCUUGUUGGAACUUUUACCACGCUGAGCAGAUUGGUUGUGAAUUAUUUAAAAUUCUCUCAUCUUAAUUUCCUCGGCAUCCUGUAUGAUUUAUAAUUUUCGAAAAUCUCGGGAGGUUGUAACCAAAGAAAGUAUUCCACCUCUUGUCAAUCUGGUAGUAUGGGAACGAUAUUUAUUGUCGUUUUCUGUGCUACUUCGAUUGAUAACUUACUUUGAUUUUCGGUAGAUGGCUCUAGUACAUCCGUGACAUUUCGUUCUUUGCAAUUCGGAAAGGCCCAAAGUAUAAGACCUGGGAAAAUCGGAGAGAAGAGGAUAUGGGACUACUGAUGAGGGGGAAAACCUCCGAAACCGGUAUAGACUCUUCCUACACUCACCGAUUUAACCAGAGUAUUAUGCAGCUGCUGCAUUUUCGUGUUGCAAAGAAAUUGAAAAUGUUUAUACAUUUUAAUUCAUUUACUCUUUUGUUGAGUACUAAUAAGGAAUCUUUCUUGUUAGAACUUUUACCACGCUGAGCAGAUGGGUUGUGAAUUAUUUAAAAUCUCUCAUCUUAAUUUCCUCGGCAUCCUGUAUGAUUUAUAAUUUUUGAAAAUCUCGGGAGGUUGUAACCAAAGAAAGUAUUCCACCUGUUGUCAAUCUGGUGUUAUGGGAACGAUAUUUCUUGUCGUUUUCUGUGCUAUUUCCAUUGAUAACUUACUUUAUUUAUAUUUAUGUUUAUAUCAAUACAUCAUAUAAAUAUUUGCCAGAAUAUUAAUACUUACUUAAAAUAUUUUAAGGAAAAAAUAAAUACAUAAUAUAUGAAGGGUCAGAGGGAAAAACGAUGAAUGUCAAUUUUUGGUCAUUUUGCGAUUUUUGUGCAAUAUGUUAGCUUAGAAAGAGCACUAUCAACAUGUGAAUGGCCAAGGGGAAAUAACGAUGGGAAUUGUUUUAAAAACACGUCACAAGAUUGGACGCAAGGGGGAAAACAAUGAAUAUUGGGGAGGUAUUUUAUUUUAAAUCUCACCCCACCGUGGCGAAAAGGGGUUAAUUAUUCCCUUUUGUCUAAUUGGACAUCGGCAAAAUAUGUACAUAAAAGCGAAUUAAUUUAAAUGUUGUUUUCACAACAAAUAUGUAACUUUGUUUCUCAUUUUACCGAAAAUGCUUGGUAAUAAAUAAUUUUACAGAAAAAUGCUGUUUCUACAAACAGCCAAGUGUGUGGCAAUGUACCUAUAGAAAUUUGUAGACAAAUGAAAUUAUUUUAUGACCUUGUCGGCACAGGAUUGAAUUUUAUGUGGGAAAGGAGCGUUUACUCAACAGUAAUAAAGUGUUUAUUAGGUACCUGACAAACCGUAAUAAUAUCCAAAACAGCAGGCUUUCGAAGCUCUUACUGAUAAACCAUUAUAUCAGGCAAAUUUGAAAUUUUUAGGAAAUUGUAUGUAAAAAUUUAUUUGUUGACCUGAAAAAAUUAUUCUAAAAAGCGGUAUUGGGUUACUAAACCAUAUUCCAAUAAACGGAUAAAUUUAUUAAAGGGUAAAUGGAAACGUUUCGGGACCUCGAAUUUAUAUUCCAUAAACCGGGAUAUUCCUAUAACCGGUACUCUAAUAAGCGGGUUCGAUUGUAUAUGUUUGUCCGAAUAUACUAAUGUCAUAAAAUAUUUUAUAUUUACGUCGUUGACAAAUUUCUAACCUAGAAUUACAAUUGUCAUUUUAUCCGUUAACAUUGUGAAAGUACUGUCACGAUAGAUUACUUUUGUUUCACAUUAUCUUUAUUCGUAUCAUGGAUUGGUUAUCUAUUUAGAGUAUUGUGUAAUUAUCAACCAAUUAUAUAUCUACAAGUCUGGACCUCGGAGGUAAACUACACUAUGUCAUUUCUAGCAACUGUGUUUAGCGUGUGUUUGCAAAAAAGUUUAGAGCACUUAGGAUGUUAAUAAAAAUCUGAUAUAUCCCAUAAUUGGUUGAACGACAAUAUGACUAUCUUUUAAUGAUAAUGUAUAACCAAUUUGUAUAAUCCAACUAAUAAAAUAAGUGGAUUAAAGAAACUUAUUCAAAAAAACACCAUGUCGACAUAGUUUAGGUUACAUCCGAGGUCCAGAAGUAUAAGUCGCUUUAAUAUGGAAAUACCCUUCAACAAAUACAUAAUUUUCGAAGUUCUAUGUAUAAUAAUCACUGAUGUACGUUUUUCUGUUACUUCGAGCUUAAUGCGUUAGAGCGAAAUCGACAAACAAUGACGCAUUAAG